AUGACACUCUUAAACCACACCACAAACCACAUUUCUUUCUCUAAAACCACACCCUUCACUAUCAAACCACAAUGCAUAACACUCAUUCGACCACUCAAACCCAACACAAAACAACACUCUCAAAAAACCUUAAAAACCAUACACAAAACAACAAAACCAUCAACAUUACCAGCAAAAGUCAGCAAAAAAUGGCAAGAAUACCAAGGAAUAACCAAUUGGAAAGGCUUACUAGACCCCUUAGACAACAACCUCCGUUUCGAAAUCCUUCGCUAUGGUGAUUUCGUCGAAGCCGCAUAUAAAUCCUUCGAAUUCGACCCUUCCUCCCCAAACUACGCCACUAACAAGUUCCCAAAAACCACACUCUUCAAAAAAUGCGGCCUACCAAAAACCGGUUACAAACUAACCAAAUACUUACAUGCAACUUCCUCCAUCCAACUACCUAGUUGGAUCGACAAAGCACCAUCAUGGGUCACAACAAAUUCAAGCUACAUUGGUUAUAUAGCUGUCUGCAACAACAAAGAUGAAAUCAAACGACUUGGUCGAAGAGACGUUGUCAUCGCCUUUCGUGGAACAACAACAUGCUUAGAAUGGCUCGAGAAUCUUCGUGCUAAUCUAACCAACAUUAUUCCAUUACAAUACAACAAUAGUACUCAUGGAAUCAUCAUCGAUAUUCAUGAAAAAAAUAACCAACCCAUGGUAGAAAGUGGAUUUCUUAGUCUCUACACUUCAAAAUGUUCUAAAGUAAUUCCUUCGUUACAAGAAACUGUUAGAACCGAAAUCGAUCGAAUUCUUAAAACAUAUAAAGGUGAAAAUCUGAGUUUUACUAUAACAGGACACAGUUUAGGAGCAGCAUUAGCUAUAUUAACAGCGUACAAUAUUGUAACAUGUUUUAAAACAAACUUCCACCGGAAAUCGUUAGUGACAGUAAUCUCAUUCGGCGGUCCGCGUGUCGGUAAUCGAAGCUUCCGAUCACUUCUAGAAAAGGAAUCAAUCAAAGUGUUACGUAUAGUGAACUCUGAUGAUAUUAUAACAAAAAUGCCUGGUUUUGUUUUUGAUGAUGACGUGGAAGAGAAUGAUGGUGACAUAGACGAGGAUGUUGAUGACGUGUCGUGGUAUUUGCCACGGUGGAUACAAAAGCGAGUGAAGGAGAUGAGGUGGGUGUACUGUGAGGUUGGAGAGGAGUUACGGUUAUGUAGCAGAGAUUCUCCGUACUUGAAAAGUGUGAAUAUUGCCACGUGUCAUGAUUUGAAGACGUAUUUGCAUCUUGUUGAUGGGUUUGUCAGUUCUUCGUGUCCUUUUAGAUCUAAUGCCAGGAGGUUUCUUCACCGUAGUUUUUGA
Molecule: messenger RNA, 1338 nt
Organism: Vicia faba (fava bean)
Lineage: Eukaryota; Viridiplantae; Streptophyta; Magnoliopsida; Fabales; Fabaceae
Source: the annotation of a GenBank genome assembly